Molecule: messenger RNA, 831 nt
Organism: Oreochromis niloticus (Nile tilapia)
Lineage: Eukaryota; Metazoa; Chordata; Actinopteri; Cichliformes; Cichlidae
Product: cell division control protein 42 homolog
Exons: 6
Coding region: 1-774 (257 amino acids)
Biological process (GO): small GTPase-mediated signal transduction
Molecular function (GO): GTPase activity; GTP binding
Source: RefSeq, a predicted model, not a curated record
AUGCCACUCUCCCGGAAAGAGCUGAGGAGAGCCCCAGAAGAGGGAUCAACCAGCAGCCACGGAGCAGAAGCCAGAGGGGGUUGCAGUGAUGUGCCCGUGUGCUCCACCGGCAGCCAGCUGUGCCAGAGUGGACUGAGGCCCAGGCCCAGAGGCCGAGGGCACCCCACCCCCGAAGGGGCCCAAGAGAGCCCCAGGCUCCAGAUGCUGAGUAUAAAGCUCAUGGUGGUGGGUGAUCUUCAUUCAGGAAAGCGGGAAUUGCUCAUGACCUUUACAGGCACAGACAUCAAACAAUACACGCCCUCAUUUUUUUCCAAUUGUGUUGUGACAGUGAGUAUUGGUGGAGAGCUGUACAAUCUGGGACUCUAUGACUUUUCAGGUCAGGAAGAUUAUGACAGACUGCGACCCCUCAGCUACCCUCAGACUGACGUCUUCCUUGUUUGUUUCUCUGUCGUAUCACCGUCAUCUUUCCAGAAUGUCGCAGAGAAGUGGGUGCCAGAGAUUUCACUCCACUGCCCAGGGACGCCCUUCCUGUUGGUCGGGACUCAGGUGCAUUUAAGAGAUGACAGCGACACCCUGGAGAAGCUGGCCAACAAAAAACAACAAGCUGUGACCUUCAAGAGUGGAGAGAAACUGGCUCGUAACCUGAAGGCAGUCAAAUACAUUGAAUGUUCAGCUGAGACACAGGAAGGAUUGAAGUACGUGUUUGAUGAGGCUGUUCUUGCUGUUCUGGAGCCUCCAGAUACUAAACCCAAGAAGCACUGCAUCCUGCUAUAAAUGCCACAAGAAGAAGAGAACACAGAGGAGAUGGUGGAGGUGUAGAUUAGAGAUAAG